UCCCCCAAUCCCCAAUCUUUUUAGCUGUACGAUCCUUGUUGUAUUAUUAAAAUCUAACACAUCUUUAAACACCUUUCAGUAACAUGGCUCUUCUGGUUGUUGCUGUUGACUUUGGGACAGCAUACAGUGGAUACUGUUUCUCUGUAAAGGGAAAGCAAGAAAAUAUUAGAAGUGUGUUUUGGGGCAUGGAGUAUGGGUUCAGAUUACCUAAAACUCCAACCUGCAUUCUCUUUGAUGAAAAUAAAAAGUUUAUGAAAUUUGGUUUUGAUGCAGUAAUGACUUACACAAAAAUGAAUUCCAUUGAAGCCAAUAAGUUCUAUUUUAUUGAAAACUUCAAGAUGGAACUGUAUAACAAGACGAUUAGCAAGAAUCUAAUGAUCUGUGCAAAGAAUAAUUGUCCACUUCCUGCCCUGAUGGUGUUCUCAGAAAGUCUACAAUAUCUUAAAGAUCAUGCCCUGAAAACCAUUAAUGUUACAGAUGACAUUAUUAAAUAUACUGCAGAGGAUGUCACCUGGGUCCUUACAGUGCCAGCAAUUUGGGAGCCUGCUGCUAAACAGUUCAUGAGAGUAGCUGCACAAGAGGCUGGAUUAAUUAAAAGUAUUGAUUCAGAAAAUUUGGUUAUUGCUUUGGAGCCAGAGGCAGCAUCUAUGUGGUGCAAGCAGCUUCCUAGUACUGGAUUUAUAUCAGAGGAGGCGGAUCAAGAAAAGUUAGAAAAUCAUCCUGGAGUUGAAUAUAUUGUUUUAGACUGUGGAGGUGGAACAGUUGACAUUACUGUGCACAAGGUAAUUGAAGAUGGAUUUCUGAAGGAACUUCACAAAGCCUCAGGGGGUGAUUGGGGAGGAAUACAUGUGGAUAGCAACUUUAGAGGUUUCCUGAGGGACAUUUUUCACCCCAGUCUGUGGGAUACAUAUGAGAAGGAGCAUCCUUCAGAGGUUCAAAAAUUAAUGUAUGAUUUUUCAGUUCAGAAAUGUAGUGAUCAAGAAGAAGAUAUACUGAUCCCAUGUUAUUAUAACUUAGUGCAGUCAGUACAGCAGAAAAAUAAGAACAUUGAAGAAUUUUUUGAAAAUGUAAAAGGGGCUUCUUGGUCUAGUGGUAGCAUAAAGAUAAAAUAUGAGAAACUAAAAGGAUUUUAUGACUAUAGUGUUAAAAAAAUCAUAGCUGAGGUACAAGCCAUUCUUGAAACACCUGAGAUUAACAUUGACUAUAUCUUGCUUGUGGGAGGUUUUGCAGCAAGCAGGAUCCUAAGACAAGCAAUCCGGAAUGAAUUUAGCAGAAGGUGUAGAGUGCUGUGUCCUUGUGAUGCCCAGCUGGCAAUUGUGAAGGGGGCAGUUUUGUUUGGAAAUGACCCUAAAUUAAUCUUCUGCCGGAUCAGUGCCCUGACAUACGGUGUAGACAAAUGCAACAAGUUUGAUCCAGCCAUACAUGAUAAGAAUAAGCGCAGAGUAAACAAUGCCGAAGAUUAUGUUUACUGUACAGACCUUUUUGUGAAGCUUGUAGAAAAAGGGAAGUCAGUAGGAUACAACCAAGUGACCAACUACUAUUAUAAUCCAGUAAAUCAAAAUCAAGUUAAUAUGAGGUUUCGAUUUUUCUCUACAGAAAAACUGAAUGCAAAAUAUGUAGAUGAGCCAGGCAUUAAACAAAUUGGCCACUUUACUGUAAACAUGCCUGAUAUCACUAGUGGCAGGAAUAGACGUGUCAGACUGGAUAUUAAAUUUGGUUUUACAGAACUGGAAGCAACAGCAACUGACCUGACCUCUAAGGAGACUCAAAUAUUAAUGCUUAACUUUCUAACAGAAAAAUGAGCAUCAGUGUAGAAAGAAAAAUCAAGGAUGUUUAAUCAUACAAUAAUAAAUAAAAUAUGGUUCAAUUGCUUCUGCAAAGUAUUAUAAUUUAUAGUUUUUGGCAUCUUAUUGGAAUACAAAACACUGUUUAAAGAACCAAAACCCAAGUAUUGGGUUCAUAACAAUUAAAUUUAACAAAGAUUGUUAAAAAUGAAAACACUGCCCUAAUAUCAGUCUGAUGUGCAGAUCUUUCAUGAUGUAAAAGAAAUAUAAGAAAAUGUAAACAUUUCUGGCAAGAGCUCUCUGUGCAACGGAAUACAGAAUGGCUCAUAAACUAUUGUUCUUGUAUUAAGUUUAAAAUAAUAACAAGUCAUAUCUUAAGAGAUCUCCAUAGUGUUACAGCACCUUCACCAAAAAUCUACUUCUAAUGAUUUAUGUACAGUAAAUGUUUUAUUAUCUGUCCUCUCUGCAAACCACCAGUGGGACUCUCUGUUUCUUUCCUGAAGAGUGAAUAUAACUGCUAGUUUCAUUCCUCUGUUUAUCUGAUUGUACGAGUACCUGCAUUUUAUCUUCUUAAUUCAAAGGCCAGUUUCAGUGAUAAAGCUAUAAUUUGUGUAAGGGAAUGUGAAAGGUUUGCCUUCAUUUUGGAAUCUGACUUGUUGUCUUAGUUUGAAAUUAAUUUUAGGGGUUCUUGUACUAGCUGGAUCUGUAUAGCUAGCAUUAAAUGUUUAUUUCUGCUGGAGCUAUCUGCCUGAGAGUGGAGUAUUUAGCAAUAGUUUGCUUGUAAAGUACUGUAGUAACAAACAGGUCAAAUUACUACUGCUAUUAUUCUGCUGUGGAAGUCAUUUAUUUAAAUGCAUUUGCCUACCAGUUUUGUUUUCUUAUUGAGGAAUUUAGUAGGCAGCUGUUAGUGAUAAUAAAUGUCUGUAUUGCAGUAGUAAGAUUAGUAGCUAAUUAAGAAACUGAUACUGCAGUUACUCCUGGUAAACUGAGUGAAGCGUAAAGUUAUCUACUUAAAUUUAGUAGUCCAAAGUCAUAUGCAUCUUUGCAAGACUUUUUUUAGCACAGCAGUCCUUUGUAAUUAAUAAAAGCAACUUUCCUUUUUCUUUGCACAUCCAAAUUAAUUUCUAGUUCAAUUUAGGGCCCUAAAAUAAUGAAACUUGAAUUUCUGGACAUUUUUGUCAACUGCCAAUGACUGGAGUUAUUUUUUUCUUACAAAAGAAAUUAGUAUUGUAGGAUAAAGAUAUUUUUUAAUCAUCUUCUUUUGUGAUAACAAAUAUAUACUGUUUGAUUUAUCAAAUGAUAACAAAUAUAUACUGUUUGAUUUAUCAAUGUAAAUGUUCCUACUCUGCGAAAGUCUGCUUUUACUUAUUCCAUUUAAUUUUUCAAAAGCUAGAACGGUAUUAUUUUCCUAUUAAGUGUCUUCAGGCAGAGCUGCUGAGGGUGUAAGAGAAAUAAGUGAUCAAUUCCAAGCUGUGAUCAAAACAGUUUGGGCAUAACUCUAUAUGCUUCAAUUCCAGCUUUACAGUAACACUCUUAGAAAAAUUCAGACUUGAGGUUGUACAAUAGAUCUGUUAAUGUUUAUUGUUUCAUAUCACAAACAAUGUCAAAUAACCCACACAACACUGCAGAGAAGAAGUGAAACAUACCUAGUGACACUUCCAUUUAUCGUCUAACUUGAAGAACUGGAUCAUUCCUUAUAUAUUAGCAAAUAAAUAAAGACAUGUGGCUACUUUUAAUACAAUAACAGUUUGUUCCUAGUUUGUCAUUAUAAUCCAUGACAGGAAACAGGCACUAUUACAGGGCCCAUUCAUGGCUUAAAAGGUUUUUAACUAAUAAUGUAAAAGUAUGUUAACUUAUAUAAACAUAGAUCAUAAUAAAAUUCAAAUAUUCAAACUUAAUUACAUGAGCAUGAGCAAAUAUGAGUAUAUACAGAAAGUUUCCCCUAAGACUUGACAGAUAAUGAAAGGCACUAUAUAAUAUACAAGUAAUGAAAGGUGCUAUAAAACAUAAAUAUGAGUUUUCCCUCACAUAACUUGCCUUUAACUACAGUUAUGUCUCUUUCUUAUUAAAUCAUCUGCAGUUUAAAUAACCCAGUGUCACAUUGACCACCUUGUAUGCUCUGGUACAUUUUAGACAGAGUGAUUGGGCAGAGAUUCAAAUGGAAACCCAUGAUGAAAUGGUUGAAAAAAAUAAUGAAAACACCACAUUAAAAUUUUUAUAAUUACACCCUAACAGAAGAAGGCCAAAAAUGGCACAAAAGAUCAAAAUUCUAAAAUUUCAAAACACAAAAAUAUUUAAAACAUGACCAAAAUAUAAAAGAGAGAAAAAGGCUAACUAAUUAAAGUUCAAACUGUGAAAUAAUGCCAAAACCAACAGCUAAUUUUAAAACCAAGAAUAUCAAAAUGAAAAUGACUGAAUGACCAAAAAAUUUACAACAAGAUAAGAGAAUCACAAAAUAGAACCAAAGAACACUUACUAACAGGUUAGCCAGCGCUACAGUGCUUUAGCUAUGGCAACAUGUGCUUUUAAAAGGUUCUCAGGUAACACUUGUGCACAUUAAAUAAGUAAUUUUAGGAAAGGCACUGGGGCCAUACUAUAAACAUCACAAAAAUAUAGAUAAGGAACAAACAAAUGAGCAUUGGACUGUCAGUCAGUCAAGUCAUUGUUCAACCCGCUAUAUCUUAACACAGGGUCACGUGGGUCUGCUGGAGCCAAUCCCAGCCAGCACAGGGCGCAAGGCAGGAACAAACCCCGGGCAGGGCGCCAACCCACCGCAGAUGAGCAUUGGUAAAUUUGGAAAAUAACAAUGAAAACGUCUACAAAACAAAAAAGGACUUUAACCUUGAAGUAACUAAAUAAUAAAAAUACACUUUCAAACAUGAAUCAUAUUAAGUUGAUAUUAAAGACAUCUAGCGAUUAGCACUUUGAUGUGUGAGUUGCAAAGCAAUAUGAUGCACCUAACAGAGUUCCACAGAAAUACAAGCAAAUUGAGGUUGACUGUAGGUAAUCAUGGGUUAUUUCUAAAUUAGCUUGUGUUAUUAGAUACAAAUAACCUGCCUUACAAAAUUUAACCAAAGCAGCAUCAUUCAACAUUGCUUACAGUAUUUUCCUUCUUUCUCCAAAAAGAAUGCCUUGUAGGAUAAAAAAUGUACAGUAUGUUUUUUGACAUCAAGUGCUGAUGAGGUUUUUUUUUGCUCUAGGAUGCUGUUUUUCUUAAUUGUGUUCCUAUUUUCUGGGUACGUUAUUGUUGAAUUUGGCAACCUUAAAAGUAGCAGCAGAAGGCUACACAUGACAAUGCUCCCUGUUUUGACAUGUAGCAAUACACUAAUCAGCAAACUGUACAAUUGUAUCUGUGACAUUUACUUUAUGCUACAAGACCAAAUGUGUGGCUAUUAGUAGUAUAAAUCAUUAUGAGUAUAGUUCUGUCAGAGGUUUAAAUUUAUUUUUCAUUUGUAUUUCCGUACUUUCAUUUUUUCUAGAUGUUCAGUUGCUAACACUUUAUUUUAAAAAAUGCAUUAAAUAGGCUGUGUGUUGGAGAGGGACAUAAUUGGAUUGGUGUUAAGUCUUAUGUUCAAAAUGAAGUAAACUGAAAUA
Messenger RNA from Erpetoichthys calabaricus (reedfish), 5378 nucleotides. Its product is annotated as heat shock 70 kDa protein 12A-like. NCBI's taxonomy places the organism in Eukaryota, Metazoa, Chordata, Cladistia, Polypteriformes, Polypteridae. Bases 84 to 1802 code for a protein of 572 amino acids. The transcript has 4 exons. The record is from RefSeq and is a predicted model, not a curated record. Gene Ontology annotation, molecular function: ATP binding; ATP-dependent protein folding chaperone.